AAAAUUUUUAUUGUUCCAAAAUGCAUAAUUAUCGUGGAGUUCGACCAUCUACUGCUAAAAUGAAUACACUUCCUCCAGAAACUGAAAAUCUUGAAGAAUAUAUGUACAAUUAUAUAAAUUAUUGAUAGGAAAAUCCUCUAUGAUCACUAAAAAGCUUGUGAGAAAUCAGGAAAAUAUUUGGAAGCUGAUUGUGCAAAAUAAAGAUUAAAAGAUCUCAAAAUUAAAUACGAAUCCAAAACUAAAUUAGACAUUAGAGAUAGACAUGAAUAAGAAGUUAAUUUAUAUUAUUUAUUAUAGAAAUAUGAACUUACCAAAUAACAUUAAGCUGAGAUGUAAAAUUUUAAUGCUUUUUGGGAAGAAAAAAUAUAAGAAUUUGAAUAGGAUGCUUAGAAACUUAAAAAUGAAUUACAAUAAAAAUAAGAAGAUGAAAUGCAAUAAUUUCUAUAAGAUUUAGAAGGAUCUAUACCAUAAACUCCAAAAGAUUCUGCAGAAUUAUUAAGUCUUAAAAAGACAGAAGAAUAAUUAGCAAGAUAAGAAGAGUAUUAUUAUUAUAUUCAAUUUUUAUUUAGAUAUUUGGAAGCACAUAAAAUAUAAUCAAGAAUAGCAUAACUUUAAAAAGAGGAACAAGAAAAAUGGACAUUAUUGAGAAAUAAUAAAAUCAAGAAUCUUCUCACUUAAUAAAAGAUUAAAUAAGCUAAUGAAACUAAUGUUUUAAAUUAAAGAAUUGAAAAUGCUGCAGAUGAAUAAAGAAAAAAUAAAAAAGCAGAAGAAGAUACGUAAUUAUUUUGUUAAUGAUAGUUUAACUUAAAAAUAUAUGAAUGUUAAAAAGGAGUUAGAAGGAAAACAACUCUAAGAAUUAUAAAGAAUAGACAAAGAUUUUAAGAAUACAACCUCUAUUUUUAUUACAUCUAGAAUGUCCAAAAUGGCUUCUCAAACAGGUUCCUAAAUGCAAAGUGAAGAUUGUAAACAAAAAAUUAUAUAUUCUAGAAUAAUUCAAAGGAAAAAAUUGA
Paramecium sonneborni is the source of this 1010-nucleotide messenger RNA. Lineage: Eukaryota; Ciliophora; Oligohymenophorea; Peniculida; Parameciidae. The record is from the annotation of a GenBank genome assembly.